This is a messenger RNA of Colletotrichum destructivum, 2385 nucleotides long. RefSeq names its product Putative serine/threonine-protein kinase Atg1. Gene Ontology annotation, biological process: protein phosphorylation; mitotic DNA damage checkpoint signaling. The record is from RefSeq and is a predicted model, not a curated record. Bases 1 to 2385 code for a protein of 794 amino acids. Gene Ontology annotation, cellular component: nucleus. Lineage: Eukaryota; Fungi; Ascomycota; Sordariomycetes; Glomerellales; Glomerellaceae. The transcript has 3 exons. Gene Ontology annotation, molecular function: protein serine/threonine kinase activity; protein binding; ATP binding.
AUGCAAAACGAAAUCGCCCCAAGCAAGACUCUCUUCACCGUCCAUUCCCAGCACCGUCGCUUUCUUUACGACCCGCAUAAUGGCAAUUUUUCUGUUUGCGGCGAGACUCAGUCCUAUGCGCCUGACUGUCAUCUGGCAGUUGCUGGAGAAGUGGUCGACGAAGAACAAGACAUCACACCUGCCCCUCUCUCAGAAGCACUUCCCUUUCUUCGAGUUACAACGGACGAUGAGCCUCACGAUGCGCAGAUCGGUUUCCUUUUCGGCAGUGAUCCUGAGGUCUGCGAUGUCUUGCUCGACAAGGACCCAGCACGGGGCAUAAGUAAAAGACAAUUCGCUAUCCAUGUCACCCAGCAACACGGUGUCCUCCUCAUUAUCAACCGCAGUCGUAACAAAACCAAUGUUGAGGCUCGGAGUUUUGGCAAGUUGGCUUUGAGUAGCCAAAGAGCGCUUCAAGACAACGAGAGUGUGCACGUCUCCCUGGGAAUAUAUGAUAUUGAGAUCAGACUCCCCGAUCACUCUGCACAUCUGGCCGAUUAUCGCACGGAAUUGUCAAAUUUUACGAGAAGAAUUUCGUCUCAGAUCCCAGUCUUCCAAAACCUAGAGCUGGAGUCGGGACCUAGCGCAAGCACUGCAUCUUUACGUGCGUCACCCUACCAACUUCGUGAGAAGGUUGGGUCUGGGACCUAUGGUGUUGUGUACCGGGCAGUGCACCGAGUUACUGGUGAUGUGGUUGCUGUCAAGCAGCUCGGGAAACACGAACAUAUGCGAUUAGAGGAGGUAAUGCUAUUACGCAACAUCACACAUGAACACAUUGUCAGUUUUCACGCCUUCAUUAUUGAGAUUGACUCGUUUCACCUUGUCAUGGAAUUUGUCGACGGUCAGAACCUCGAAACGGCAUUCAAGGCCCAUCAUCCAACUUCGACCGAGCUACGAGAAGUCAUGCGUCAACAACUUUCUGCCGUGGAGUACAUACACCAUCGGGGAAUUGUCCAUCGAGACAUAAAACCUCCCAAUGUGAUGGUAAAGUGGCGAGAUCCUAUGGUCACCAAACUCACAGAUUUUGGAUUGGCGAUAAGGUCGACUGAGCUGGCUGAUAAAGCUCCGCUUUGCGGCACCGCCUCGUAUGCCGCGCCAGAGGUCUUGAGGGGAAUUCUGUAUAAUGAGAAGGUUGACAUUUGGUCUCUUGGGAUCCUCUUCCUACAAUAUUCCCACAAGCUUCCGCCAUUGCCUAAGCACGACUCUAAGCCCAGAGGACAAACAAAUUGGGGCUCUUGGGGAAGCUGGCCCGAUAAAGUACAGCAACACCUUCAACAUAUGCCCCGCUCUCCUGCCUUCCAAUUCACUUCAGCCCUGCUUACAGCAAACCCAGAAGUACGCCCUUCUGCAAAAGAUGCCCUAGCUCAUCCUUUUUUCUCUUCCGAACUUGGCAUAUCCUCUCCCGCAGGGAAGACGAGCGCGGAACAGUCGGGCGAUGACUUAGGUUCCCAAGAUACGAUUCGAGCCUCGCCUUCGAGACAAGGGCUACAGGACGUCCCUUCAUCAACAGGGAGUCAAAGCGAUAAUCUGCCAGCCACAGAAAUCCAUUACCCUGUCACUGUUGUGCCCGGUAUUGAGACUGGAUCGCCUUCCCUGGAAAGGCAUGCGAAGAGGCAAAAGAACGGCGCAAAUUCGUCGCUAUCGGAGGUGGCACGUUUUCUUGAGAGCAUAGAGGAUCCGCUUGAGUCCUUCCUUUUCGGACGAAAUCUAAAUGCCACAGGAAGCGAGACAUCUGAGACACCAAUGUUCGGGGGAGCUAGCCACGAAGAAGAUUCGGAGCUGCCAUCUCUUGGAUGGAAUGUCAAUCAAAUCACUCCGUCCGAACGAGAUACGCAACUGUCUGGCCUAGGACUUGAGUACCAGCCACACUCUAUUCGACCUUACGAACAGGAGCAACGCGAGUUGACACGAGAAAUAAUCCAAAACACACCCAGAGAGCACGAAGGGCAGCACAUACCCAUCAACGUCUAUGAGCUAAAUUUACCGCUCAAGCGCCCGCCUGGAUAUAAAGUGAUGAGAUACGACAAACAGAGGAUUGCAUAUCAUCCAUUCUUACAGAGAGUCAACAUAACAUCUGUGCUCAGGUUGGCUAACAUCCAGCGACAACAAGGACUGCAAUGGACGAAAAAUAGACAGUGUGUUUGCACAACGAUGAAAGGAUCGCCCUACAUUCAAGGCACUUACCUUACAUUCGAUGACGCAGCAUCCUGUUGCUCUGAUCUCAGCGCGGGUCAAGCGGCGAUGAGGCUCAGACCAACAUCGACAUACCUCCUUCCAAACCUCCACCGCAACGCAAACCAGCGCAAUGCAAACCAGCGCAAUGCAAACCAGCGCAACGCUUCAAAGUGA